GCGACAGCGGCGGCUGCUCCGGGAUCCUCUCUUUCCUAUUCUCCCUCGAUUUCCGGAAUUGAGAGAGAGAAAAGAGGAGGAGGAGGAGGAGGAGGAGGAGAGGGGCUGAACGCAGAGAGAUAGAGAGAGAGAGAGAGAGGAAGAAAAAAAACCACGAGGAAAUGAUAUCAAAACGAGAGAAAUAGGAUUUCAAGCAGGAGUGGAUUCUUUGGGUUUUUUUUUUCUCACACGCCGUGGUCUCUAUUUCGGAAUACUGUGGCGGGAUUGAGCGAGUAAUUCGGGAUUUUCCAGGUUUUCUUCAUCUAUAGAACCCUAAGAGGAUAUUGUGGGAUUGGAAUUUCCGCAACUCCCUGGUUUUCUGACACUGACCUACAUCCUCAUUCUUUGAUGUGGAGGGGGGGGGGCGUGUGUGUGCGCCCGUGGAGGGGAGUAGGAUACGUUUGAGCACGCGUGCACACAUACACAAACCCACACACACACACACACACACACACACACACACACACACAAAUCCCCCUGCUGGCCCCACACGAGGAGGAACACCUGGGGCGAGAUCUGUGCCAGACACACACACACUAACAAACAAACACACACCUGGAUAACAUGUGGAGCUGAUUUGAACUAUACAAUCACACAGACGGAAAAGGUCUGUGGAUAGCCAGGCGUUCUACCAUGCCUGUCCCCCCACCCCUCAACCCCCGCAGACAAAACCACCCACCCCAAACACACCUCCACCCCGAUCAAAGGGCAGAACAAUCUCCCAUCUCCUCCCUCUUCCCUCCAUCCACCUUCUGUCUUCCUCUUCUCCCCUCUCUCCACAUCUCCUCUUCGCCCUCCCCCUCAUCCACCCAUCUCGUACACUGCGCCUGCCCUGGGACAACAAAAAGGACGCUUCCCGAUUCAGUCCCCUUCCCGGCGUUUCACUGGCUGACUCUGGUCACAUGCUGCCUGCUGCCUUCUCUGAUUGGAGCAGGGGAGACGUGGGGCGUGGUCUCCGCCUGUCCCUUCCACUGUGUCUGCCGAAACCUUUCCGAGUCACUCAGCACGCUCUGCGCCGACAAGGGCCUCCUGUUCGUGCCCCCGCACGUCGACCGACGCACCGUCGAGCUGCGACUGGCCGACAACUUCAUUACAGAAGUGGGAGGCAGCGACUUCGUCAACAUGACCGGCCUGGUGGAUCUGACCCUGUCGCGGAACACGAUCCACCUGAUUCGACCGAUGGCCUUCGCUGAUCUGGAGAGCUUGCGUUCUCUGCAUCUGGAUGGUAAUCGCUUGACGACACUGGGACCCCGAGACCUCGCGGGAUUGGUCAAUCUCCAACAUCUGAUCGUCAACAACAAUCAGUUGGUCAAAGUCUCCGCCCAGGCCUUUGACGACUUCCUGGUAACACUGGAGGACCUGGACAUGUCCUACAACAACCUAAGAAGAGUACCAUGGGAGUCCAUUCAGAACAUGGCCAGUCUCCACACUCUGAAUCUGGACCAUAACCUGAUAGACCACAUAGCAGAGGGGGUCUUUGGGGAGCUAUAUAAGCUCGCCAGGCUGGAUAUGACCUCCAACAGGCUACGAACUUUGCCCCCUGAUCCUCUCUUCGCUAGGUCCCAGACUGGUGCAAUAAGCCCCACCCCCUACAAUGCUGUCAUAAGCCUAAAUUUUGGCGGCAACCCACUGCACUGCAACUGUGAGUUACUAUGGUUACGACGGCUAAUCCGUGGAGACGACAUGGAGACCUGUGCCACGCCUGCUCACCUGGCUGGGAGGUAUUUCUGGUCUAUCCCUGAGGAGGAGUUCACAUGUGAACCACCUCUCAUCACCCGACACACCCACAAGCUGUGGGUCCUGGAGGGCCAGCGGGCCACGCUGAAAUGCCGUGCCAUCGGCGACCCUGAGCCGGUAGUCCACUGGGUUUCCCCCGACGACCGCAUCGUCGCAAACUCGUCCAGGACGAGCUCCUUCAGCAAUGGGACCUUGGAUAUCUUAGUGACCGUUGCCCGGGAUGAUGGGGCAUACACAUGCAUCGCGAUAAACGCGGCAGGUGAAGCAACAGCCACUGUGGACCUGAAAAUAAUCCCACUGCCUCACCGGGGUGGAGGAGGUGGAAACACAGGGAGUAAUGGUGGGAAUACCAAGAACAAUGGGAAUGCGACCAGCGGGAUUUUAUGGACCGAUCCAGGCUCCUCGGAUAUCAGCACAGGGAAGAACGGAGGAAUUAAUAAUGGGGGAGCACGCGGAGGAGAGGCAGAGGAUGGCAGGAGAAGUGGAGGGGAGGACGAUGAGGAGGAUGGCAGCAGGGUUCCAGAGGGAGAGAAGGCCGAUGGAGGGAGUGUGGAAGAGAAUGAAGGUGACGAGGAGGAGGAAGGGCGGAUGGUGGGAGUACAGGGGAUUACGUCGACCUCGGCUCAGGUCCGAUGGGAUUUAGGGCGUUUGUCUGGGGCUUACCUUGUCUGGAUGUAUCAGAUACAGUACAACUGCACCGCCGAUGAGACCCUCAUCUACAGAAUCCUGCCCUCCACCACUGACCGCUUCCUGCUGAAAAACCUGGUGUCGGGGGUGGACUACAACCUGUGUGUGCUGGCCAUUUUCGACGACACGAUCACAUCGCUCGCGGCGACCAAAGUCCUGGGCUGCACGACCUUUGCCACCAAGGACGUUUACCCGGCAUGCCGCUCCCUCCAGGCCCACUUCCUGGGCGGAACCCUCACCAUACUAGUUGGAGGUGUUGUCGUGGUCACGCUGCUCGUGUUCACGGUGGCGCUCAUGGUGCGCCACCGUGUCUGUAACCAUGGAGAUCAUCUGAUAUGUCAUGACAGCACCAGUGAGGCAGGAGGAGGGGUUUGCUGCCAGGGCGGCGGCGUAGGAGGCGGGGACAAAGGGGGGAACAGCAGUGGGAUCUACCAAUCAAAUGGCUCUGGGGACAUGAUGAUGGUGGUCCUCCCCAACGGCCUGCCGUCCAAGAGGGGAGGAGAGAAGGACAAGGAGAAGGAGAAGGAAGCGGCGGAGUGUGCUUCCCCUCUGCCUCCGAAACUCCCUCCAAAGCCCAGGCCCAAGCCUAAAGUCAACCUGGAGCAGUUUCUUUCAGCUGGCGGCGUGGUUUCCACCACGACGGGGGUCGGCGGGGAGAUGGCUUUGGUGGUGAGACAGAGAAAAGCAGACAAGGUGCCACCAUACACCCCAGAAACUGACAGAACACCCCUCUACUACUCCCCGUCCCCUCCUUCCACCCUCCCCCGCCAAUCACGCUCCAGGGAACGUCCCAAGCCCCGUCUGGAGCGAGAACUGACCACGCGUGCCAGCUUCUCCCUGGCGGCGCCCCUGAGAGACUCCGAGCUCUUGGAUUGGAGAAUCACUCCGCGGGGCAGGGACAAAUGGAACUCCUCGCAGGCCUAUCAGAGCCCCGUCUCCCCUCUGACGUCCGCGACGAUGAGGAUUAGCAAGCGGCGGCACUCGCUCGACAUGGGCUCCUCUGUGGCGUUGGCGACGGACGCCGCGGCGACCGUCGCGAAGCGCUACGGCGCCGUCAGCUACGCCAAGCGGCUGAGCGUCAUCUGGACGAGGCGGAGCCAGUCGCUACACGGGAUGCUGGUGCAGUGCGCCUCGACGGCGAGCACGGCGUCCUCGACCACCAGCGACGAGGGCGGGAGCAGCGGGGAGUUCGGGGGGCACUGCGAGUUCCAGCGGGGAUACAUUCACGCUUACAACACCACCAACUCCAACUCUAACACUGGGAUCACUGUCGGGAAAGGGAACAGCGGAAAAGACCGGGGGCGGGAGAAAGGGAAGGAAGGCAGGAGCACCGAAGAGCUGGAGGAAAGCGUUGUGUAGUGUGCGAGGAACUGGAUUGAAAAAUAGGUGAGAAAGACAGAAAAAAAGCCAAAAAAAGGAUUUAGGGUUCUCUGAAAGGACAGUUUGAAUAGGAUCUUGAUUCGAGAAGGGCGACGAGGUUGGGUCAAGAGGAGAAAUUGAGGGAGAGAUGAAGCGAUUGGGACGAGGGAGGCAAGGUUGCGAGUUCAGAGCGAGAGGGAAGAGCAAAAUUGACUGGAGUCUCGGUUGCGCGGCUCCUUGAUUUGCCCUGGGAGAAGGCGAGAAAAGUAGAGAGGAGAGGAGAAAGUGUGCCUGCGAGGGAGGUGAAGAGUUUUAAGGGGCUCUUUAUAGUUGACCUGAAAUCAGUUAAAAAAAGAAGAGAGAGAUGAGACAGGGAAAAAAAAGGAAGGACGGGGCAGCUUUAAAAUGUUCCUUAAAUACUCAGAAGGCUGGGCUCAUGCCACGGCACACUAAAAACCGGGACUGCAGUUGCUGAAAGGGACAGAGAGAAGCAGCUAGAUUAAAAGACGAGAGAAAGUAAAAACACCACGACGCGACGAUGUGAGAAGGGAAAGCGAGAACCAUCGAGAAAAAGGUGAGGCUUGUGAAGAAAAGACAGCACGAGCGAUGCAGUAUAUAUACACAGAGAGAGAGAGAGAACAGAAAAGACGUAAUCAAAGAGAGGACAACAUCAAUAGCGCGAUAGAACAAAGCAAAGGUUAGACAGCAGACAGUGUGUGUGUGUGAGCUCAGCGUGGAUCUCAGUAAAGCCCAUACACUAAUAGAACCAGACUCACACUAACACUCCUCAACUCUCCAGAGCCCCCGGCCCCCAAAACAACGCAACGGGUUUACGCCGGAUCAAAACACACACCCCCACCAAUAAUACUGGUAAAAGCCUCUUUGCUGACAAAUGCAGCCACAAUAAAGAAAAGAUCUGUGCAAGAGAUUCCUGUUUUGUUUGGGUUGGGUUUUAGUUUUUUUAGUUUUUUUUUUUUUUUGGCGGUCAUUUUGAAACUCUUCUCCCCAAGCACAAUGAAUGUGACUUUUAUGUGUCCUCUGUGGCCGAACAACGAUUUUGGCAUCGGCUCGCCAUGCCUGCGGAUUAUGAGGACAUAAAUACAGAGUCGAGCGUACCGGACACGAUCAAUCGAUACAGAGCGGGAAGAACGACUGGAGCACAGACAUUAUUAAGAGAAAGACAGAUUGGGAUUACAAUGGAGUCGAUGCGGAUUACAAAAUGGAUGAGACCGCGGUGUGCGAUGGAAAGCGCGCGCGUUUGUGAGGCCGGAUCAUAUUGGACAUCAGAUGGUAAUGGACCAAACAAUUGAAUAAUGCUAAUGGAUGCAUAAAUGUGCAUGCAUUGAUGGAUUACAGGGACAAGAUGUGCACAGGAGUGCGUGCGAGUACGUGAAUGUAUGUGUGAGGCACUCCAAUCAACUAGACCUCACGAGUAGUAAAAAAAAAAAAAAAGUGUAUUGUUUUCUGUCCAUGCUGCAAAAGAGAGAGAAAAUAACCACCAUCUUCAAAUCCUGACCACUGUCUGAUCACUAGAUGUCUCCGAUAACGGUGUGAGGUUCAAUUCACGUGAGGUUACAUUCAAAUCUGACUAUUUCAGUGAAACCAGAGCAAAGUCACCACUUCCAGCAAACGCAGCUUGGUCAGAAAGCAGCCACCGUUGUGGGAGUGAAAGGCUGAAUCGAUCUUCAAAUUCAUUUUUUUUGGUGACAUCACAGACUCCAUUGUGCCACGUGAAUACACUUUUCAUCAAAUCGGGAAAUGUUUUCAGAAGGGGAGCCGUUAAAAAAAAAAAAAAA
Myripristis murdjan (pinecone soldierfish) is the source of this 5618-nucleotide messenger RNA. RefSeq names its product leucine-rich repeat and fibronectin type-III domain-containing protein 4. Bases 673 to 3822 code for a protein of 1049 amino acids. The transcript has 7 exons. The record is from RefSeq and is a predicted model, not a curated record. NCBI's taxonomy places the organism in Eukaryota, Metazoa, Chordata, Actinopteri, Holocentriformes, Holocentridae. Gene Ontology annotation, molecular function: protein binding.